This is a messenger RNA of Tinamus guttatus (white-throated tinamou), 1899 nucleotides long. It is a transcript of the gene PICK1, whose product is annotated as protein interacting with PRKCA 1. Gene Ontology annotation, cellular component: neuron projection; postsynaptic early endosome; trans-Golgi network membrane. Gene Ontology annotation, biological process: dendritic spine maintenance; receptor clustering; regulation of Arp2/3 complex-mediated actin nucleation. Gene Ontology annotation, molecular function: protein kinase C binding; protein domain specific binding; phospholipid binding. The record is from RefSeq and is a predicted model, not a curated record. NCBI's taxonomy places the organism in Eukaryota, Metazoa, Chordata, Aves, Tinamiformes, Tinamidae.
CUUUCAUUUCAGGCAGUUUGGAACAAGCAGAUUGUCACACCAACAGAUUCCAUCUAGCUGAAACAAUGUUUGCAGACUUGGACUAUGAUAUUGAAGAAGAUAAACUUGGGAUACCCACUGUUCCUGGGACAGUAACCUUGAGGAAGGACUCUCAGAAUCUGAUUGGGAUCAGCAUUGGGGGAGGAGCACAGUACUGCCCCUGUCUCUACAUUGUCCAGGUAUUUGAUAACACUCCAGCAGCCUUAGAUGGAACAGUGGCAGCAGGUGAUGAGAUCACGGGAGUGAAUGGGAAGUCUGUCAAAGGGAAGACCAAGGUGGAGGUGGCCAAGAUGAUACAGAUGGUAAAGGGAGAAGUGACGAUUCAUUACAACAAGCUCCAGGCUGAUCCAAAGCAGGGCAAGUCCUUGGAUAUUGUCUUGAAGAAAGUGAAGCACCGAUUGGUAGAGAACAUGAGCUCAGGGACAGCAGAUGCCCUGGGGUUAAGCCGAGCCAUACUUUGCAACGAUGGUUUGGUAAAGAGAUUGGAAGAGUUGGAAAGGACUGCAGAGUUGUACAAAGGCUUGACAGAACACACCAAGAGUCUUCUUAGAGCUUUCUUUGAACUGUCCCAGACACAUAGAGCCUUUGGAGAUGUUUUCUCUGUCAUUGGUGUACGGGAGCCGCAACCAGCUGCUAGUGAAGCCUUUGUGAAAUUUGCUGAUGCCCAUCGCAACAUUGAGAAGUUUGGGAUUCGCCUUCUGAAAACAAUUAAACCGAUGCUGACUGAUUUGAACACCUACCUAAAUAAAGCUAUUCCUGACACGAGAUUGACUAUCAAAAAGUACCUGGAUGUCAAGUUUGAAUAUUUGUCUUAUUGCCUGAAAGUCAAGGAGAUGGAUGAUGAAGAAUACAGCUCCAUUGCCUUGGGUGAGCCCCUCUACAGGGUGAGCACUGGGAAUUACGAAUACCGCCUUAUCCUGCGGUGCCGCCAGGAGGCCCGCACGCGCUUCGCCAAGAUGAGGAAGGAUGUGCUAGAGAAAAUUGAACUCCUGGACCAGAAACAUGUGCAGGACAUCGUGUUUCAGCUCCAACGUUUUGUUUCCACCAUGUCCAAGUACUAUGAUGACUGCUAUGUCGUGCUCCGAGAUGCGGAUGUCUUUCCUAUUGAGGUGGACCUUGCCCGCACUACCCUCAACUAUGGGCAGAAGGACGUGUACACAGAUGGGACAGAAGAAGAGGAGGAAGGAGGAGGUGGCAGUGAAGCAGACAGUAGCAGGAAAGAGGACACAAAUGGUGAAAAGCUGAUAGAUGAUGCCUGAAUGUGCCAGUAUGACUAGAGGACAACUCUUUGCAGACUGAUAUAAAAAACAUGUAUUUCACAUGGCGAAACUCAUCCUCCAUGACUUUCUGUGUAUAUCCAGCCUGGGAUUCCUCCGUUGCUUUGGGUGGGGUAGCUGGUUGGAUUGGGACCAGCCUUUGCUUUCCCCUCUCUUGCCUUGCCUGUUUGCCUGGAUGUUUCUUUUUCUCCUGCCACAGACUUCUGUUGCCCAACUUGGAUGCUGAGGUGUGGGGAGGAGAUUCUCCUACCCCAUCGCCAUGUGACUCCAUGUGCAGAUAGGACACUGCUGAGUGUGUGAGAUGCACCACUCCCCUUUGGCAAGUGGAAGCCAAUUAAAGAAAACUGGAGAGAGAUGGCUACAAAUGGCAAAGACAGCCCCCUCCUGUCCUCCCCUUAUGCUAUAGGAAAGUGUUAGCACCAGCAUUGUUUUCUUCUCCACAUUGCUGACUGCCCUGGAGAUUCCCAUUCUUUGGCCUGUAUUCAUUUUCCUCAGUCUUGUCCAUCUGUCCCCAUGGCAUCCAGGGCAGAUUCUUGUAGGAUGAUACUCCCACCACUCUCAGCUCUCUGAACAGCUGUUUAUA